AUGCCAAUCUGUCAAAUAUGCAAUCAACGUCAUACCACCAAUCAACCCUGCUCUGCGAUGGAACCAACAACAACAACCACAACAACCUCAACCUCUACUAUGAUUAUUCCAAAAGAAGAAGAAGAGGAUUUAGAGUCGACGGAAGAGGACAAUUAUCCUGAUCGUCAAGCUAAAGUAAAUACAAUUUUAAAUAUUGUUUUUAAAAGAUGGUCUACUACCCCUGCUAAUGCCAAGAGCAACUAUAUCGCUAUCGACAGCGUCAAAGAGUUGCUCAAGUCACAGUCCGAUGCGUUCUCUUUAAAGCCAAUGGAGAGAAUUUUCGCCAAGAUUGGCAAAUUCAGAGACGGUGAGCUGGGAUCAGAUUAG
Molecule: messenger RNA, 366 nt
Organism: Heterostelium album PN500
Lineage: Eukaryota; Evosea; Eumycetozoa; Acytosteliales; Acytosteliaceae
Exons: 2
Coding region: 1-366 (121 amino acids)
Source: RefSeq, a predicted model, not a curated record